AAACAUAAAAGACAUUUUGACAGCGGGUUGUGGCGGCUGCCCAAAAUUUCGUGUGGAAAGAGCUUUUGAAUUUUCGUGAAAUUAUGGAUGUUUUUGGAUAAUAUUUUAGACAUGAGAUCUUGAUCAAACUGACACAAUGCCAGGUAUUGUGGUUUCUCUAAGUGAGGCCCUGACAGUCAGUGGCACGCCCCUGGCGGAGUCGUACGUGUGGGCAAUACUGAACCAAUGUGCUGUCUAUUUCAAUAAGAUUACAAAAGAAGAAAACAGAACAGUGGCGAGGGAUAUUUUCGUGGUAACCCCAGAGUCCCUUUGUUUUCAUUCUGAUGGUGGGGUAGAGAUCUCUGAAUCCCCUUCCCAGAGCAAGGAUUCAAGAUAUCUACCACCAGACUCACAACAUGCUCCUAUCAAAACACUCCAAGCUGCGGAGAAGUGUUUCAUAUACUCCCUGGGGAAAUCCCUGAUUAAAGCACUGGAAUCAGGACACAGGAGCCAGGCGCCUUCUGUCAGCCGUAAUUUGGAGGGUGUUCUUGCCUCCAUGUGUGAUGUGGAUCCAGAUACAAGGAUCACAUUGAACCAGAUUAUACAGGCUUUUUCUCUCUAUGCAGAGAGACACAUAGAAGCUAGGAAUAGUUCCCUGUACACAAAGAAAAUCUACUCCAGUAUAAUGGGAAGCGAUAGCUCAGAGGAAGAGCAUAGCGGAAGCCAUAGCAGUCGCCAUGAUACUGGUUCUGCUUCCUCAAGAGGGCAAAGGUCAAGAGGAAGACAAAAGUACACAAGGAGACGAGAAAGACAAAGGUCAAGGUCAUCUUUGUCUCGCUCAAGGUCUCCAUCCAGAUCAAGGUCUCGAUCAAGGUCAAGGCACAGGGAAAGUAGAUAUGAUGAUAAAGAUUAUCAUCAGUCUCAAAAAGAAAACCACACACAACCUAUGUAUCACCCAGGUUUUACCCAGCCUCCUACCUACAUUGAGCAUGUGACAAUGACCCCAGGGAGAUCGUACCACUUGUCUGACAUCACUUUCACCUCGGCCCUGAAUGGGGGACCGGUUCAAAGUGGCAAGAACAGAAGUAGGUCAGCCAGUGGCACAGGAGCCUACAUGAACGAGACAGCACAGCAGAAAUACCUCCGUCUAAAGGAAAGGCAGAGAAAACUGAAGAUACUAAGGAGGGGGCUGAUGACUGAGGGAUAUGAAGGUCAUGACCUUUUGACACUGAACCCUGACCUGCCCUGGUCAGACACCAGAUCUGUUCUGUCUGGAAUGUCAUUUACACAAGCAAAGUACAUGAAGCAUGGAGGAGGGUCAUAUACCCCUGGUCUUCAUACGAAACAUGGUUCAGAUAUUGCCCUAAGACUCGGUCGAGAUUCAGACCGAGAUAGCAUAAUCAGCAGCGAGAUGUCAUUGAGUCAGGAUCAGCAACAUUAUAGAUCCAAAGAUCACGUGGCAUAUCCGGAGAAAUUAGCAUCUGGGAAUUAUAAUCACCACAGAAUGAGCCAGGAAAUGGAGAUGGAACAAAAGCUGGAUCAGCUGAAGGAUGAGAUCUACAGAACGGUGGAAGAGAAUAAAGGAUUGAAAAAGCAAGUGCACCAUGGGAAUUCUGCCGGAAAGUUGACACACCUACAUCACGACAAUCACAAACCAAAGGAAUAUUAUGGGCCUGAGUUUGUCCACAAGUCUGCCAAACCUUUGAUUAGGAUAUCUGUGCCAUUGCAAGGGGAGAGCUUAAAAAACCCCGCCCAUGUGCGGCGCGUCGUGGUGGUGCUCUUGACCGGUCAGAAACUGGAGGCCCUGGUGGACCCCAGCACCACUGCCCAGCAGAUGUUUGAGUCCAUCAUCACCCACAUAGAACUCCCAGAAUUCUUCUUCUUUGGGCUCACACACAUCAACGAGGGAGAGCAUUUCUUCAUUGAGCCGGACACGAAGCUUCACAAGGUGGCCCCUGAGGGCUGGAAGGACCACUGGAAGGAGAAUGGCCCUGUCAUCACCCUGACCCUGUACGUCAGGGUCAAAUUCUACCCAUCCAGUGUGACCCUGCUAAGACACCAGAUAUCCAAGCACCUGUUGUACCUACAGCUUAGGCAUGACAUCCUGGAGGAAAGAACUCUUUGUGAUGAAGAUCAGUGUGUGGAGUUAUCUGGUCUUGCUUUGCAAGCAGAGUAUGGAGAUUAUGACCCAGAAAGCAUGGGCAAGAACUACUUUCUGCAAGAGCAUUACUUUCCACACCGGGUCGUGAAACGCCUGGGCAGUGUGUACAUCAGAGAUCAUGCCACGGAGGAACACCGCAAACUGGCAGGAUUGACAGACAGACAGGCCGAGAUAGAGUUUAUUAAGAAAGCAACAAAACUUCAAGAAUAUGGAAUCCACUUUUACAAGUUACAGAAGAGUAAGACAAACACAGCAGACAUUAUUUGGGUUGGGAUUAAUGUCCAUUCCCUGUUACUGGCUGAGAAUGAACUCCAGGGCAAGAGAUUUAUGAUCCAACAGUACCCCUGGCAGAGCAUCAAGAAGGUCUCGUUCAACAAGAGGCGCUUCAGCAUCCAGAGUAAGCCAGACCAUGGAGUGGAAAAGCCCCCAAAGCUGAACUACUACACCAACAGUUACAGGAAGGGCCGUUAUCUGCUGCAGUUUUCCACAGCUCAGCACAGAUUUGAACUCAGCAUGAGGUCCAGAGAAUCCAACAUUGAUCCUCAAGAACUCACCCUGGACUCAGUGGCCGAGUUUAUGUGUGACGAGAGCAUGGUGGAUGAUGAGCAGAGCUCGAGCGAGUCACAUGGAGCAUCAGCAUCAGAAGCCUUAAAUGGAUUACACAAACCAAAGGCUGAAGGAAAAUCAUUACCGUACGCAUUACCCCCGCCCUAUAAAGCGGAGGCCAGUGUCAGCAUGCUUGACCUGCGGCAGAAGUAUAAACUCCCCUCGGACAAGAAACGGGAGCGUUACGCCGUGUCCACUGGAGACAUCUUCCGCGAAUCGCUGAGAGAGGAGCCCAGACCUCCAUAUGUUAUAGAGACGGCAGACCAGACCAACUUGGAUGGGGAUAUGGGCCCCAACGAAACUGUUAACACCACACUUCAAAAAAGAUUUGAUGAUGAGCUUCUUUCUCCAGAACAAUCUGAACGAAAUGUUUGCGAGAUUGUUCUGAAGAAGGCACCUAAUGUUGGCUUUGGCAUCACUAUCGUAGGCGGAGAAUGCUCCAACAAGCUGGACCUUGGGGUGUUUGUUAAAGCUGUUGCCCCAGGAGGUCCUGCCUUUCGCAACGGUCACAUUAAGCCGGGCGAUCAGUUGAUUGCAAUCAACGGGCAGAAUCUUGAGGGAGUCCAGCACCACGAAGCAGUCAAGAUGAUAAGGUACUCGGGAGACACCGUCAGACUGCUUGUGUCGCAAGUGCGAGCGCCGAAAUCCAUCAAACGCAAGGUCGACCUAAGAGAUGCCAUGGCCAAAUUAAAAACUUCCAAUGCUAGCCCAUCUGAUAUCGGGAUCUAUGGUCAGAUAUCAGAUGAGGACCAUAAUAAUCAGGACAAUUCAGACCAUAUUCAUGUAGACAACAUUCCAUUUGAUCAUGUAAGAGAUGACCCAUCUGUUGCUGAUGUGUCAACCAUGUCACAAAUCGAAUCCAUAGAAAGUGAAAUUUUUCCUGUAACUGACCUACCCCAGGAUAGUCAACCCAUUCCUGCAGUAAGAGACCCUGAUGACACAGAGAAUGAUGUAGAAUCAGAGGUGGAUUCAGACUUGGAGAAGGGGAUCCAAGCUAUAACAGAGGGGCGGGGACUGGAUAAAGCAGACCCUCAGAAAAUGUUACAAGCGACAGAACUAAAUGAAUGGCAAAAAAUAGAGGUUACAGCAAGUGACAGUAAACAAGAGAUUUUACCAGGGGAAAUGUUUGAGGUGACACUGGAUAAGAAAGGUGGCGAUUUUGGUCUCAAUGUCACUGGAGGUAAAAACACAUCUGUGAAGUUUGGAGGAAUUUAUGUCAAAUCCAUUAUACCCCACAGUGCCGCUGCAGACCUCACUGGUCCAGGGAUUAUACAACCAGGGGACAGAAUUCUGGCUGUUGGAGAAAUACCCAUGAAAAAUGUCACACACAAACAGGCUGUGGAAAUUAUUCAGAAUGCUCCAGAUGUUUGUUUGUUCUCUGUUGAACGAGGCGCUUGUUCCAUUUCCUCCAGGAGUUCUGUAAGGUCCAGCAACUCCUCAACCGGAUCUGUAGAAUCCAGACAGAAUCCAAGCAAAACUCCUCCUAUUAUGCAAAUGUUUACGCAUGGAGAAAAACAGCAGAAAAACCGUGACCUGGAUUUGAUGGAGGAAAGUGAAAGUAAAACAAUAUCUUCAUCAUCAAAGGCAGGAAGUACUGCUGUUCAUGUUCAGAACAGUUACAAUAGUUUCACAGAAUCAGAUCAGACUGAAAGCAGUGCCUCUGCCAACAGCAAUGUGUCAGGAAACCAAAGCAGUGAAAACAGAGGCCAGAAAGAGAAGACAGAUACACCAUUGGAGGAAGAUUCAGUCCCAGAAUCCCUGGAAUCCAGUGAAGAGGUGGAUCAAAAGCGAGAAGUAGGGGGCCUGCAAAGGGAGGCUUCAGAACUAACAGACGCUUCAGAAGGAAGCAUUCCCUCUAAUGAUGGAAACAUUUACUAUCCAUUUGUUGACAAAGAAAACACAUUCAUGGUGGACUUGAACAAGGGACCAUCCGGUCUUGGGUUCAGUGUGUAUGGAGGGGUGGAUGUGGACAUGGAUGACCAGACCCAGGGAGUGGUCCGCAUCAAAAAAGUCUUCCCCCUGGGACCCGCCAAAUCCAGCCAGCAGAUCCAGAGAGAUGAUGUCUUACUAGAGGUCAACGGAGUUCCGGUCAAAGGUCGCACACAUGCUGAGGUUGUCUCACUUUUACACUCGGUUGUUUCCAAUGUUAAAUUACUGAUGUGUCGUCCCAGUCAUCAUCAGUUAGCUCCCCUACCAAGAUCUAGCAGUGAAGAAUGGAUGGAGCGCAGAGCGGCUGCUCGCCUAGACGACACAGGAACCCCCUCAGAGACAGAGUCCGAAGACGAACCCAUUCUGUACCGGGACACCCUCCCUGACCAAGGAGUCAUCACUCCACCCUCAGGAUUUGCUUCCCCUGGGGCAGAUCCAAAUCCCCAGAACUUGUUUGUCCCUCCCCCAACCAGCCCUCCACCUCCCCUCCCUAGAACCCCUCCCCCAUCCAUCUCACUACAGAACAGCCCCCUACCACUCCAGCAAAAUCCAGGUUUGGGGCGCUGGGGAGACUUUGAAAAUCUACGAACAGCAGUCAGUCCCAGAUCUGUUUACAGUGAUGAGUUUAACUCAACCUUUAACUCCACCCAAGAGAGUUUGGAGGAGGUGUAUGAGCCAGAGGAUAAAGGUCAGCUGAUUGACCUGGCUGAGGGCACAAAGAAGUCAAGGUCAUCUAGCAGCCAAUCAGAUGCUAGUGAAUCAUCAACAGAUUCUAUUGUCAGAUCUCCACUGAAAAGAACGUUAAAUACUGCUGAAGGUCUACAAUCCACUGCUUCAGAGAGUGGCCUGGAUGCCAUAUUGUCCAAAAACAACAAACAUCUAGGAACAGGCACCAAUUCACUGCAGUCCUCCGAGCUUCCCUCAGAUGAAGAGGACUUGAGUCUAGGGGACACAGAGCAAUACAGAAGUUCCCCUACAGCACCAAGGGGUUCCCCAAUGGCUGAUGCUUCAAUGCCGAGGGAUUCCCCACCGCUAAAUAUAGUUGUUAACAUGGAUUGUUUAAACCAGACCGAGACAUUUGAUGAAGGGAGUUCAGGGAGUAAUGAUGAUGACUGCGAAGAUGAUCAACUUCCACCAGGGGAGAUUGAGGUGGAACUAGUGAAGGAUGAGAAGACAGGGCUUGGGUUCUCUGUGUAUGGAGGGGUCAGCAAGGGGGGCUGCUACAUCAGGGACGUCGUGGCAGACCCAGCCCUGUCUGAUGGCAGACUCCUGACAGGGGACCGACUACUUAAGGUGAAUGGCCUAGACCUCACCAAACUUAACCACACGGAUGCAGUCGGACAUUUGAGGAAUGCCAAAGGUCAAGUCAGAAUCCGAGUCUAUCGACCACCUCAAGUCCCUGCUCCAGUGUCGGCCCAUCCACAGGUAGAGAAGUCUGAACCAGUUAGACAGGAGGAUUCUGAGGAAGAGAGUGAGGAGGAGGAGGAGGAGGAGAGUGAGGAUGGAGGUGAGACCAUGAACAGCGGGUAUGAGCCAGACUCCAUGGCAUCCACAGCAGACCUCACCAGUGUCACGCAGCCUGACAUGAUACACCUGGAGUUGGACCGCACCUGUCCUGGGGGCCUUGGAUUCAGCUUGGUCACUGCUGAGAAAGACCACCAGACAGGGGUGUUUGUCCGAUCCAUCCGACCCAACAGUCAGGCCGAGCAGGACGGGCGACUCCACGUCAUGGACAGAAUAGUACAGAUAAAUGGAGAAUCAACAGUUGGAUUGAACCACACCAAAGCUGCCCAGCUGAUAAAGGCUUCCCCAGACCGAGUGACCCUCACAGUGUCAAGAUAUACAGCCAGACAGCUUGAGACUAUGACCCCACCUGUAAUGAUCAACUCCUCAGACGAUGAAGAGGAAGAAGACUAUGACUAUGUUGAUGAGGACAGAGGCCAUGAUGAUGAGGACAGAGGUCAUGAUGAUGAGGACAGGGGCCAUGUUGAUCAGCUGACGGCCAGCAUGAAGGAUGAUGUAUACGACUCUGAGGACGACGAUAUGGAUGCACUGGUCAAUGAGGCUGAGAAGCUGCUUCUGUCCUCGGAGUCCUUGGAUCUGAGUGAGCGAGCCUUGAAUGAGGGCGUUAUGAAGACCCCAGGGGUUUCUUACAAAACGGCAGAGUAUGCCUUGUCCGAUGAAAACAAUGAUGUGUCAGAAUAUGAAACGGAAGGAACAGAGGAACUCCAAGAGGGCCUGAAGGCCCUGUUGAAGGGCAGUGCGAGGAACCAGACCUUUACUAUUGACACCAUACAGAGGAAGCUGGAGGUGGAGGUCCCAGAGGUCCUCACCCCACACUGGCUGGACAGUCUGCCCCUGAUUGUGGUCGCUGAGGAGGUCAGGGGUCGAGUGCCGGCUCUAAUCAGCAAACUACAGCAUGCUCUGGAUCAGAAGAACCACCAAGAAGAGUACAAGGAACUAAGACAGGUGAAAUCCACUGAUGAAUGUGCAAUAGCCAAACUUCCAGAAAAUAAGCCUUUGAACAGAUUUAGAAAUAUUCUGCCAUAUGACUUCAACCGAGUAGAACUGACAGGAAAACACAACUAUAUCAAUGCCAGUCACAUCUUGAUGAAUGUCGGGGAGAUGGAGGCCCACUACAUUGCAGCACAAGGCCCCCUUCCUGAUACCUCACAUGACUUCUGGCAGAUGAUCUGGGAACAGAAUAUCUCGGUAAUUGCCAUGUUGACGCUGGAUGUGGAGAAUGGGAAGGUCAAGUGUCACCAAUACUGGCCCGACUCUGUGGAAACUCCGCUGUCUGUGUGUGAUGGGUUGUACAAACUGAGCUUGCUUAGAGUGCAGUCCCUGGAGCAUUUUGAAAUCCGAGAAAUAAUGAUAGAGAACAGGCCUAUGGGGACGGGACGUCUAGUGUACCAUUUCAUGUUUACCAACUGGCCUGAUCAGACAGCCCCAAACACACGACCUCUCCUACAGUUUUUACAGUUGAUCCAUGCCCACCAUACCACAGGGCCCAUUCUGGUUCACUGUAGUGCUGGGAUAGGUAGAACAGGUGCCCUGAUCACAAUAGACCUAGCCCUGGCUCAGAUAGAGAGAAAAGGAAGGUGUGAUAUUUUCGAAAUUGUAUUAGAACUACGCAAACAACGAUAUGGCAUGAUACAGGUCAAGGAUCAGUAUACCUUAUCUUACCUUGCCUGUUUGGAUGCCCUUAGAAGUCUGUCUUCCUAAAGAUUCUAUAUUUACCCAAAAUAUUUCAUAAAUAUUUCUUUAAAUUAUUCAUCGUAUUGUAUACAAUUUUUUUUUUUUGGAGAUUUUAAUUGUUCAUUAGAAAGUAGUUGUCAGUACCUUUUUUUAUUUUUACCAUAAAUCUGCAAUAGAUGGGUCAUUUUUCCUUUGUCAGGAUGAGUGUGAAAUAUUGUGAAUUUUUUAUUGUAUACAUUACUCAUUUUACCUUUUAAGUGUAGAUCACCUGUAAGCAAUUGUAUAUGUGCAAUUCAUGUCUUCCUUUUUGUAUGAUAUUGUUCUUCAGUUAGCAUUUUGUAUGGGAUUUUUUUUUCUCUGUUGUGUUAAACCCCUAUUAUUUAAUGAGUGUUAAUGUAAUUAUAAGUAGUUAAACAAUUUCCUUUAAUUUAAAAAAAAUUAACAUAUUAUUGAACAACUUACCAAAAAAUGUGUGAAUUGUUAUGAAAAACCCUGAAUGUCUUGCAAUCGAUCUUGAUAUUGACAAUGUUUACCUCAUUUUUUAUAGUAAAUACAUGUAUAUACAUUGGUAUGCCAAUAAACUUCAUUCAGUUAACAUGUUGUAUUAACCACCAUUGUGUAUCAUUGUCGUUCUUUACAGAGUUAUCUUUCAUGUUCAGCAUUUCUGUGCCAUAACUGUCCCAUUUCUAAUGAUAUGCAUUGUUUUGUUCAUGGUUUUUUUCUUCGCAGCUAUAACAUUUUUCUUCCACCAAUAUUUUAUUCACAUAUUUCAUCAGAAUAAAACAGCCGUAUAUCUUUUAUCAGCAUUUCCUUUUAACACAAUUCAUUUCAUCGUAGCAUUAAAGUAUUUAUUGUCAUUAGGCUUGAAUCAUGUUUUGAAGACCAUAUUUUUAACCUUUUAAUGUUACGUAUUAUAACAAGUAUGAAAACCUUUAAAAAGAAAAAAGGCAUGAAUUAUAAAGUCCCAAUAAAAUGUAUAUUCCUAGAUAUGUAAGUAAAUGUAUUAUAAUUAAUAUGAUGAUUAAUAUAAUGCCUAUAUAAAGCACUGGUUUUUUUCAUACAUGUAUUUGUGUAUUGAUACAUACCUGUUAUAUAAAGAUUUUACAUAAAAUAAGUCUUGACUUGCCGUCCAUAUAUCAAAGUAUUGCCAGUAAAUAUUGGAGUUCAGAAAAAUGCAUUUCCUCUUUAAAAAUAUUUCCAUUAAAUCAAAACCAUUUAGCGGAUCUUAGUUUGUGCAGAAGAAAGAUGCAGAAAAAAAUGUUUAGGAUAAUUCGGUGUUAAGUUAUUUUUUAGAUAGAAAAGUAUUUUCAAAAUAUGAAUAUGAGUCUAUGAAUAUCUUGUAAAUCUGACUUCAUUUUUUUGCAUUAAUAUGAAGAGCAUUUUAUACAGCUUUGUGAUAAAUCUCUAGUCAUUGGGCUUUUUAUUGAUACCUUUAAUUUAAUUUACUUUGCUUUAAACAUUAUGUUACAUGGGUUUGUUCAUUUUGUUCUCUUCAGUGUUUUCCUUGAUGCAUUAUGUGAACUCAACAUUCAAUAUUGCCUGCCUAUUAAAAACUUUUCUUUCAGUACUGGUUUUUUUACGAACAUUAUAAUCUUUUCUUUAUUUCAUAUCUCUAUAUUUAUCCUUAAAAAAUGCAUUUUUAUUGGUUUUAAAUGAUCUGACUAAAUUUUGCGGUCAAUUUGAAAUUUAAAAGCAUUCCGGUCUUGAUUCAUAUUCAUGCUCUGCAAUAUGGUAUAUAUGAUAGAUAUUAAAACCACAUUAAACCACUAAA
Molecule: messenger RNA, 9644 nt
Organism: Magallana angulata
Lineage: Eukaryota; Metazoa; Mollusca; Bivalvia; Ostreida; Ostreidae
Product: tyrosine-protein phosphatase non-receptor type 13-like
Exons: 45
Coding region: 137-7900 (2587 amino acids)
Biological process (GO): protein dephosphorylation
Cellular component (GO): cytoskeleton
Molecular function (GO): protein tyrosine phosphatase activity; protein binding
Source: RefSeq, a predicted model, not a curated record